Paramecium tetraurelia is the source of this 573-nucleotide messenger RNA. RefSeq lists its product as uncharacterized. The annotation marks the transcript as partial. The transcript has a single exon. NCBI's taxonomy places the organism in Eukaryota, Ciliophora, Oligohymenophorea, Peniculida, Parameciidae. The record is from RefSeq and is a predicted model, not a curated record.
AUUUUUAAAAAAUUGCUUUUCCCAUUAACAAACCUUUUUAAAAAUAAAGGGAAAAACAAAAAAAGGAAAGUUAUUUUUUUUAAGAUUCAAAAAACCUUAUUUUUGGGCAGGUUAAUUACAAGCCAUUUCAAAAUUAUAAAACUGUUUUUAUUAUUACAAUUAUAAUUGAAUUCAUAAGAUAUCCUGAAGCAUAAUCAAUCUUACUUUCGAUGCAGUCAUUUUUUUAAUUUAACCUACUUGAUCCUCUUUAGACCAGUAAAAUCAAAUUUUGAAUAAGCAAAGUUAAUUUGUAGAGAAGUAAUACUAUUAAUCAACACAGGAUCAUUUUUAGUUUAUAGUUUAGAAUUAAAUGAUGAAGAAUAUAUAAUUUAUGGAUGGAUAAAUAUAGGUUUGUUUUCUUUUUUAAUAGCCUUUUCCUUGGUAGUUGACAUCUUCGAGUAAGCGAAAAUAGCCUAUUCUAACCAUCUAAAGAAAGAAAAAAUGAAAGAGAAAAUGAGAAUUAUGAGAUACUUUUACAAUCCAUUAUAAAAAUUUAUUGAUCUAAAGAAUUUUGACAUAGAAAAAAAAAAAUGA